AUGGCGGAAUCAGAGAUGAGCGUCAGGAGCUGUCGAGAACUAUGGACCAUUUUGCUGGGGAGAUCUGCGCUGAGGGAGCCGGCUCAGAUAGAGGGAGAACUGGACCGACACUGGGACCGACUGCAUCAAGGACUUGGUUACUACAAGCCACCCAGCUCCUCCUCUGCUGGGAAAGUGAAGGACAACAAAGAGGUCGCACAGCCACUGAAGGACUUUGGUCUAAGGAUCAGUAAAUUGUUGAAUCUGGACGAGCAGCAGAGCGUGCAGCUUUUACAGUGCUAUCUGCAAGAGGACUACCGAGGGACCCGGGAUUCCUUAAAAGUUGUUCUAAAGGAUGAGCGGCAAAGCCAGACUCUUCUUCUAAAGAUAGCUGAUUACUAUUAUGAGGAACGCAUGUGUCUGCUUAGAUGUGUCCUGCUGCUGCUCACAUACUUUCAGGAUGAGCGACAUCCCUACCGGACCGAGUACAGUAACUGUGUCAAUAAACUGGAGAAAGACCUGGUGAGCAACUAUCAGUCACAGUUUGAGAAUCUCUUCAAGGCCGAAGCACCAACGUGGGAAACCCACGGCAACCUGAUGAGUGAGAGGCAGGUCUCACGGUGGUUCAUGCAGUGUUUGAGGGAGCAGUCGCUGCUGCUGGAGAUCAUCUUCCUGUAUUACGCGUACUUUGAGAUGAGCCCUUCGGACCUUCUUAACUUUACCAAAAUGUUCAAAGAGCAAGGCUUCGGCUUACGGCAGACCAACAGACACCUAGUGGACAAGAGCAUGGAUGCGCUGGUUGACAGAAUCGGAUACUUGAGCUCUCUCAUCCUGGUGGAGGGAAUGGACAUCGACUUUCUGCACAAGUGCGCGCUGGAGGAUUGCACAGAGCAGCAUCAGUUUUCUGGGGCCCCCGAUGUCGUUAAGGAGAUGGAUCAGCUGCUGUUGACGUUUGGUGACAUCCCUCAUCACGGACCGGUGUUGUUGGCCUGGGUCCUGCUGAGACACACCCUCAGACCCGACGAGUCCAGUCCUGUGAUCCGGAGGAUCGGCAACACGGCCCUGCAGCUGGGCGUCUUCAAGUACCUUUCAACCAUGCUGAAGGGGCUGGGAGUCUCGGGAAAUAACUGUACAGCGAGCACGGCCAAAAUGUGUAUUUACGGCCUGCUCUCAUUUGUCAUUACCUCGUUUGAAGAAGAGAGCUUGCAGGCUAACGGUGUGGAGGGCUCUCACCUGAUCGAAGCUGCUUGUGACGUCCUCUCUGCUCCCAGUUUAGCUGAAGUCUUUUGGGAAAUGAAGCCGAACAGGGGGCUGGGGAUGAUCCUGGACAGCGCUGCUGGGAUGUUCCCCCAUAAGAUCGGGCCGCUGCUGCAGCUCCUGACGGCGCUCGUGUCAAACAAGUCGACCGUAAAGAAGGUGUAUAACUUCCUGGACAAGAUGUCCUUCUACACACAGGUUUACAAACAUAAGCCCAACGAUAUCAUUUCCAAGGACGACGAGACUUUGUGGAGGAGACAGACUCCAAAACUCCUCUACCCUCUGGGGGCGGGGCAGACUAACCUGUGGAUGCCCCAGGGAGUGCUGGGCCAGGUGAUGAUCGCAGGGGACCAGGGCUACAUGGUGAGGUGGGACUACUCCUACAGCGCCUGGACUCUCUUCACCUGUGAGGUGGAGAUGCUGCUGCACGUCGUCUCCACUGCAGAUGUCAUAGCUCACUGUGUACGGGUGAAGCCCAUCCUGGACCUGGUCCAUAAGAUCAUCAGCAUAGACUGGACCGUGUCCGACUGUCUGUUGCCGCUCACUUCACGCAUCUACAUGCUGCUGCAGAGGCUGACUUCAGUCAUCAACCCUCCGGUGGAUGUGAUCGCCUCCUGUGUGAAUUGCCUCUCUGUGCUGGCUGCAAGAAUGCCAGGGAAGGUUUGGUCCAGCCUGCAUCACACUGGCUUCCUCCCCUUCGCCUCCAACCCUCUGACCGACAUGGCCCAGUGUGUCAGUGCUGAGGGGAUGAAGGCAGGUAAUUAUGGCAACCUGCUGGUGCAGAUCGAGCAGCCCAGAGGGGAGUAUGCUGUUACCAUUGCCUUCCUUCGUCUCAUUACAACCCUGGUGAAGGGUCAGCUUGGAAGCACUGAGAGCAAAGGACUGAUUCCCUGUGUGCUGCUGGUGUUGAAGGAAAUGCUGCCAACGUACCAUAAGUGGAGGUACAACACCCAUGGAGUCAGAGAGAGAAUAGGCUGCUAUAUUUUGGAGUUGAUACACGCCAUUCUCAAUCUGAGCCCAGAAGGAGAGGACCGGGGCAGCUCUCCCACCCUGCAGUCCCUUUGCAUCUACAGCUUAGCGAACACAGAAGCUGGACAGGCUGUAGUCAACAUCAUGGCCGUCGGCGUGGACACCAUAGACGUUGUCCUGGCUGCUCAGCCCAGCAGCUGUGGUUCUGAGGGUCCGGGUCAGAUUCUGAUCCAGACGGUCAAGCUGGCCUUCUCCGUCACGAACAACGUGAUCCGCCUGAAGCCGCCGUCCGACGCCGUGUCCCCCCUGGAGCAGGCGCUGACGCAGCACGGCGGCCACGGCGGCAACCUCAUCAUCGUCCUGGCCAAAUACAUUUACCACAAACACGACCCGGCGCUGCCCCGCCUCGCCAUCCAGCUCCUCAAAAGGCUCGCCACGGUGGCUCCCAUGUCCGUGUACGCCUGCCUCGGGAAUGACGCGGCGGCCAUCAGGGACGCGUUCCUGGCCCGGCUGCAGAGCAAAACGGAGGACAUGCGGAUCAAGGUGAUGAUCCUGGAGUUCCUCACGGUGGCCGUGGAAACUCAGCCCGGCCUCAUUGAACUCUUCCUCAACCUGGAGGUGAAGGACGGCAGCGAGGGCUCCAAGGAGUUUCUGGUGGGCGAGUGGAGCUGCCUCCACGUGGUUCUGGAUCUGAUCGACUCCAAGCAGCAGGGCAAGUACUGGUGUCCUCCGCUGCUGCACCGCGCAGCGCUGGCCUUCCUCCUGGCCCUGUGGCAGGACCGCAGAGACAGCGCCAUCUCCGUCCUCCGCACCAAGGAGCGGUUCUGGGAGAACCUGACCACGCCUCUGUUUGGGACCCUCGCCCCGUCGGCGGACACCACCGAGCCGUGUGUCCUGGAGGCCUGCGCGUUUGUCAUGAAAAUCAUCGGCCUGGAGAUCUACUACGUCGUCAGCGGUUCCCUGGAGCAGUCUCUGAAGGACGGCCUUCAAAGGUUCUCCAACGCUCGGCGCUACGACUACUGGUCCCAGUACGUGAAGUCGUUGGUGUGCCAUGUGGCGGAGACGGAGGAGGAGGGCAUCUGCUACUUCCCAGAGACGCAGAUGCUGAUUUCUGCUUGGCGGAUGCUGCUCAUUCUCUCCACCACCCAUGCCGAGGUGAUGCAUCUGACAGAAGACUCAACCAAACUGAAGCUGUUCAUGGAUGUCCUAGAUGGGACUAAAGCCGCUCUGACCAAACCCACGUCGGUGCCUUGCCUCCGUCUGGGAUCCAUGAUGGCUACCCUCCUGAUUAUCCUCCUGAAACAGUGGAGAAGCGUGGUCGCAGCAGCCCCGGACAUCCUCUCCCCCCUCGCCCUGAUCCUGGAGAGCGUCCUGCAGGCCGACCAGCAGAUGAUGGACCGCACCAAAGCCAAAAUCUUCUCCGCGCUCAUCUCCGUGCUGCAGAUCCAGGGACUCAAUGGCGGAGAUAUUUCCCAGCUGCCCCAGCUCUUGCUCUCCGUGUGUGAGACGGUGAAGGACGAGGCGCUGGCGCUCAUCGACAACACUCGCCACAUGAGCCGCAUGGGAGACAUGCUGGAGCAGGAGGACAGCAUGGAGACGGACUCUCCCCGCGGUCUGCAGAAGGACCAGAGGGACGGGGUGUGCGUGCUCGCCCUGCACCUGGCCAAGGAGCUGUGCCGCACCGACGAGGACGGCGAGCACUGGGUGCUGGUGAUGAGGAAGGUGCCGGUGCUGCCGUCGGUGCUGAGCGCCGUGGAGAUCAGCCUGCGCUGCAAACACAACCUCUACUUCACCGAAGCCGCGCUGCACCUGCUCCUGACGCUGGCCCGCACGCCUCAGGGGGCAGCAGCGGUGGCUGGAGAGAGAGUUGUUCAGACCAUCUGCCUCCCGCUGCUCAGCGUGUACGAGGUCUCCUCAAACGGCGCAUCGCAGAGUUUCUCCCGGAAGUCCCAGGACUCGGCCUGCUGGCCCGGCGUCUACCGCCUCUGCAUGUCGUUGAUGGAGAGCCUCCUCAAGACGCUCCGCUACAACUUCAUCAAUGAAGCCCUGGACUUUGUGGGAGUGCACCAGGAACGCAUAUUACAGUGUCUGAACGCGGUGCGCACCGUGCAGAGCCUCUCCUGCUUAGACGAGGCGGACCACACCGUGGGCUUCCUGCUGCAGCUCUCCAGCUUCUGCAAGGAGUGGCAGUUUCAUCUCCCCAACCUGCUCCGAGACGUCCAGAUAAACCUCUGCUACCUGUGCCAGACGUGCACCUACCUGCUCCACAGCAAGAAGAUGCUCCACCAUUACCUGCAGUCUAAGAACGGCGAGGCGUUGCCCCCCGGCCCCCGGGCACAGCGGCCUCCUCAGACCUCCAGUAAGGACGCGGGAGGAGGAGAGAGGGAGGAGGCGGAGCAGAAGGCCCUGUUGGCCGUGCAGUGCAGCCUGCUGAAGAUCCUGAGUAAAACCCUGGCUACUCUGCAGCACUUCACUCCAGACUGCUGCCAGAUACUGCUGGACCAGUGCAUGGACCUGGCUGAGUACCGCACCCUGUUCGUGCUCAGCUUCACGACUCCGGCGUUCGACCCGGACGUGGCGCCGUCCUUCGGGACCCUGCUGGCCACCAUCAACGUGGCCCUGGGCAUGCUGAGUGAGAUGGAGAAGAAGAAGGAGCCGGCCUCUCUGAGCAUAGCGUCGCUGGCGUCAGGGGAGGAGAUCCAAGCUGUGAAGUCCUUGCUGAUGUUCACCAUGGAGAACUGCUUCUACGUUCUGAUCUCUCAGGCGGUCCGCUGCCUCAAAGAUCCAACCAUCCUCCCUCGAGACAAACAGCGGCUCAAACAGGAGCUCAGCUCUGAACUGAGCACUCUACUCUCCAGCCUGUCCCGCCACUUUAGGAGGGGUUCCCCAUCAUCCCCGGCGAGCGGUCUCCUCCCCUCCAUUCAGCCCAAGACCCCCACACCCAGCUCCAAGGCGAGCCACGAAGGCCACGAGCCAAUCAUCCAGCUGGUCCAGGCCUUCGUCAGACUUGUGCAGAGAUAGAUGGUAGUUCAUUCCUCUGCAAGGGGGAGCCUACAUUUCAUACACGUUUUCAACGAAACCUUUUCUAGUGUCCAAGUGAACAGUUGUCGUGGUUCAAGGGGUUGAAGCAUUUGACUUUAAUAUUUAAUAUUCAUGGCUGCUAGAACCUGAAUGCAGCCUGAUGUCUUUCAAACUUGUUUAAGAUACAGGAAGUGAGUCUGCAGGGAUCUUGGUGCUGUUCUUCUUCUUCUUCACUUGCCAACUAUGGUCCAUCAUUCCCAGGCCUAGUUUUAUAGGUCACUGUGUCAACCCGACGACUAGAAAAGUACCAAGUGUUACUCUAACCUCUGCAUGACCGUAAUUAAAAGCAAACAUGACCGCGUUGAGCUAUUUUUUUCUUCUUAGUUUUGUUCAUUUAUUCUCGACUUGUUCAGAAGUGGCGGCCAAAAUUUGUACUUUCACAGAAAAUGUAUAUGCCAUUAAAAGGAGUUUUGUACCAC
Molecule: messenger RNA, 5705 nt
Organism: Fundulus heteroclitus (mummichog)
Lineage: Eukaryota; Metazoa; Chordata; Actinopteri; Cyprinodontiformes; Fundulidae
Gene: nup188
Product: nucleoporin 188
Exons: 43
Coding region: 1-5226 (1741 amino acids)
Biological process (GO): RNA export from nucleus; protein import into nucleus
Cellular component (GO): nuclear pore inner ring
Molecular function (GO): structural constituent of nuclear pore
Source: RefSeq, a predicted model, not a curated record